Molecule: messenger RNA, 1387 nt
Organism: Gracilinanus agilis (Agile Gracile Mouse Opossum)
Lineage: Eukaryota; Metazoa; Chordata; Mammalia; Didelphimorphia; Didelphidae
Gene: NUDT13
Product: nudix hydrolase 13
Exons: 8
Coding region: 116-1183 (355 amino acids)
Molecular function (GO): hydrolase activity; metal ion binding
Source: RefSeq, a predicted model, not a curated record
GGUUCAAAGGGUCUCUGGUCCUUUGGCUUUGCUCAAAGUCCAGCUGCAUUCCUGAAGGUUCAUUUCAUUCUGCUGUUUCCAGUGCCCUUCUUCUCUUGCCUCAAAGGAGCUGGCAAUGUCUCUGUCUCUGACUCUGUUCCGGGGAGCAACUUCCUGGAAAGUACCUCAGGCAUGCUGCAGGCAGCUCUCCACCUAUGUCACCAAGAUGCGGUACCUUUUUGAACUUAAGGAAGAUGAUGAGGCAUGUCGAAAAGCCCAGAGCUCAGGAAGGUUUUACCUUUUUCAUAGCUUGGCUCCUUUGCUCCAGAAGUCUGGCAACAGAUACCGGGUCCUUCCAUUUAGGGCUUCAGAGUUGGAAAGGAUCCUGGCCAAGUUUGGACAGGGCACACAGAAGAUAGAACAUUCAGUCCUGAUUGGCUGUUCAGAUCAGCAUGAAGCAUGGUUUGCCUUGGAUCUCGCUCUGGGAAACCCCCAUUCCUCAGGAUCCUUGCAGAAAUCAGAAAUGGAAUCUGAGCUCCAGGGGGCCUUUAUUGAACUAAGGCAGGCUCUAUUCCAGCUGAAUGAGAAAGAUGCUUCCUUGAUCUCAAUGGCUCAGGCCCUCCUCCGUUGGCAUGAUUGCCAUCAGUUCUGUGGCAAAAGUGGGCAACCCACCCAGAAGAAUGUAGCUGGCAGCAAACGUGUGUGUACCUCUAGUAAGAUGAUCUAUUAUCCCCAGAUGUCUCCUGUGGUCAUCACUCUGGUGUCUGAUGGGACCCGAUGCCUGCUUGCUCGGCAGAGCUCCUUUCCUAAGGGGAUGUACAGUGCCCUGGCAGGAUUCUGUGAUAUGGGUGAGACCAUAGAAGAGUCUGUUCAGCGGGAAGUGGCCGAAGAGGUGGGGCUGGAGGUGGACAGCCUGCAGUAUUCUGCCUCCCAGCACUGGUCUUUUCCUAACAGCUCCCUCAUGAUCGCUUGUCACACUACUGUGAGACCAGGGCAGACAGAGAUCCAGGUGAACUUACAAGAGCUAGAGACAGCAAAAUGGUUCAGUCUAGAAGAGGUGGUCGCAGCUCUCAAGAGGAAAGGACCACCUACCAGUCAGCAAGAUGGUGCCAUCCCCUUCUGGUUGCCCCCCAAGGUGGCCAUCGCCCAUCACUUGAUUCAGGAGUGGGUUCAAAAGCAGAGCUCCCCUUCAAAUCUUGCCUGAUACAGAUCAAGUGGCAUAUAUCUCUUUUCCUCAUCCUCGGGGAACAUAUCAAAGAGAUGAGAUUGAUGGAGGUGACAUGGCCUUGGCAAAAGGCAAAUUCCAACCCAACCUUAUAACAUAAUGGUAUAAUGGAACACAUGUUGCCUUUGGAGUCAGAAGAAACCUACAAAGGAAUCCCACCUCUGCCACUUGUUAACCAUGGGC